Saccostrea echinata is the source of this 432-nucleotide messenger RNA. RefSeq lists its product as uncharacterized. Bases 1 to 432 code for a protein of 143 amino acids. Lineage: Eukaryota; Metazoa; Mollusca; Bivalvia; Ostreida; Ostreidae. The record is from RefSeq and is a predicted model, not a curated record. The transcript has a single exon.
AUGAGGGACAAUAUCCUUGUGCAUAAUUUAGCUGAGGAAGAGCAGGAAGAUCUAAGUACAAAAGUGAGUGAGCUGAUCAAAGAGCAUUUAAAUUUGGAUGUUAGCUUUAUCAGGAUUCACAGAAAUGGUCAGAGAUCAACAGGAAACUCUAGGCCUAGGUCACACAUAAUUAUACAUAAUUAUAGUGACAAAGAUCUUAUUCUCCAAGCAAUGCGCCAAAAGAGGGAAGAUGGCACCACUGACAACAUGCCGUUUUAUAUCACACCGCAGACUCAUCUGCAAAUUAAUGAAAAUAAAAAUAAACUGCAAGAGAUAAAUGCUAAGUAUAGAGAGGAAAAUGUGAAAACAAAAAUGUGGGGAACAAGCUCGUAUUCCCGUAUGGAUCUGUGUACCGGGAUAAGGUUCUACCACCAAGAGCCGAGGACCUCCUGA